Messenger RNA from Bipolaris oryzae ATCC 44560, 498 nucleotides. RefSeq lists its product as uncharacterized. The coding region runs from base 1 to 498 and encodes 165 amino acids. The record is from RefSeq and is a predicted model, not a curated record. NCBI's taxonomy places the organism in Eukaryota, Fungi, Ascomycota, Dothideomycetes, Pleosporales, Pleosporaceae. The transcript has a single exon.
AUGCGCACCAUCUUCACAGCAGCAGCGACAGCAGCAUUCUGCUCUCUCGCCUCCACCCUCCCAACAUCCAACCUCACCCCACGAGCAGGCGGCCCGGCGAUCGUACCCAUCCCCUCCACCUGCACCGUCACACCACUCGCUCCGCCCAGCAGCAGCAGCAGCAGCAACAACAACAACAACAACAACCAGUCCUUCCUCCCCGCCCCCGGCACCGCCGACGCCUCCCUCUACAGCGCAUACUAUCCCUCCUUCUCCUCAAACAAAACCCAAAUGGCCCAGCAGUGCCUACAACAAUGUUACGGCUACGGCGACCACAUCGAGUGCAAAACUGCGUUUUGGGCUGAGAAUGUGGUUGUGCCCCCGGGUUAUUAUGGGACUGAGGGUGGGUAUCUGGCUACAGCUUGCUUGAUGUUUGAUCGCGUGUUGAGUGAGGGGGAUUUUGUCGGGGCGCCCCAGGGGCAGGGGACUGGGGCUUUUGCCGCGACGGUGGAGUGUUGA